UUACUAGGCAUUCAUUUUAGGAGCAAAGAUGUGCCUCCAGUAUCUACAAAUAACACUAAGAUAACAGAUUUUUUCAAUGUCAGACGAAGUCACAGGAAGACAAGCAAGCAAAUUGAAAUGGAAGUGAGAAGUGCACUGGAAUCCGCAAUCCUUUUGAGUAGCAAUGAAAAGUUUCUAGAAAUUUAUGAGUGUAAGGAGAAGGGGCGCGGGAUACGGUCACUGAAAGAUUUUCAGAAAAACGAUUUUGUUAUCGAGUACAAAGGUGAGCUGAUUGACUCUGGAACUGCAAGGGCUCGAGAAAAAAAAUAUGCUGAAGAUUCGAGUAUAGGGUCUUUCAUGUAUUUUUUUAACUAUGGCAAUAAACACUACUGUGUGGAUGCAACCGAGGAAACUGUAUAUAAAGGACGCCUUAUAAACCACUCAGUUUUGCAUCCUAAUCUGAAAACCAAGAUCGUCGAAAUCAAGGGUACCGUUCAUCUAAUUUUGGUUGCAAAACGCGAUAUCAAAGAAGGCGAAGAACUUCUGUAUGAUUAUGGCGACAGAACACCUCUUACUGUAGCGAACAAUCCGUGGUUACUCAAUUCAUGA
Molecule: messenger RNA, 588 nt
Organism: Enterobius vermicularis (human pinworm)
Lineage: Eukaryota; Metazoa; Nematoda; Chromadorea; Rhabditida; Oxyuridae
Source: the annotation of a GenBank genome assembly